AGGAAGAGGAGCGGCGGCGGCGGCGGGCAUGGCGGGCAUCGGAGGGGCGCCGGCCGGGCCGCGGGUGCUGGUGGUGGGCGCGGGCGCGGCGGGGCUGGGCGCGGCGCAGCGGCUGCUCGCCUCCCCGCGCUUCGCCCACCUGCGCCUGCUGGAGGCCUCGGGGCGCGCCGGGGGGCGCAUCCGCAGCGCCGCCUUCGGCAAGGGCGUGGUGGAGGUCGGGGCGCAGUGGAUCCACGGGCCCUCCGAGGGGAACCCGGUUUUCCAGGUGGCCUCGGAGGCCGGCUUGCUGGACGAGGAGGCCCUGACGGAAGAAAACCAGCGGCUGGAGGUGCAGGGCCACCCGGUGGGGCCCGUGGCCUGGUACUCCAGCCAGGGCCGGGAGCUGAAGGCCGAGCUGGCCGAGUCCAUGGGCGUCUUCUUCGCCAGUCUCCUGGAGGAAGCGCGCCAGUUCUUGCAGGCGGACCAAGUGCCGGUGCCCAGCCUGGGGGAGUACCUGAGAGACGCCAUAGCCAAGAAGCUGGGAGAGUCGCCGGAGGAGGAGGAGACCAGGCGCCUCAAGUUGGCCCUGCUCAGCGCCUACUUCAAGAUGGAGUGCUGUGUGAAUGCGACGGACAGCCUGGACGAGUUGGCUCUGGGGCCCUUUGGAGAGUACCUCAUGCUUCCUGGCCUGGACUGCACCUUUCCCGAUGGUUUUCAAGGCCUCACGGACCACCUCCUGGCCUCUCUCCCCAAAGGGACGGUGCUGUUUGAUAAGCCGGUGAAGACAAUUCAUUGGGGAAGGUCCCACUCGGAAGAGGCCUCCACAGGCCGGUUCUUUGGCGUGCAGGUGGAAUGUGAAGAUGGAGAGAAGUUCUUAGCAGACCACGUCAUCGUUACGGUGCCUUUAGGCUUCCUCAAAGAACACCAGGAGUCCUUUUUUUGCCCUCCUCUCCCAUCCCAGAAGGUGGAAGUAAUACACCGUUUGGGUUUUGGGACCACCAAUAAAAUUAUUCUGGAAUUUGAGCAGCCAUUCUGGAAGCCGGAUGUCGAAAUAAUUGAGGUGGUGUGGGAAAACGAGUCCCCUCUGGAGGAGCGUCCUGCUGACUUGAAAAACACCUGGUUCCAGAAUAUUGCCUGCUAUAUUGUUCUCCAGCCACCUGAGAGGCACGGCCACAUACUUUGCGGCUUCAUUGCUGGAAAAGAAUCUGAAUUUAUGGAAACCCUGUCAGAUUCUGAAGUUCUUACAACUUUGACUCAAAUAUUUCGUAAAGCAACAGGAAAUUCACAUCUGGCUCCUCCAAAGAACAUACUGAGGUCCAGGUGGCACAGCGAACCUUACACCAAGGGGUCCUACAGCUACAUCGCUGUGGGAAGCUCUGGGGAUGACAUUGACCUACUUGCUCAGCCCCUCCCUGAGGAGGCCUCUGAUUCCAAGAUUCCCCCUCAGCUCCUCUUUGCAGGAGAGGCCACCCAUCGCUCCUUCUUUUCCACCACCCACGGGGCCUUGUUGUCCGGCUGGAGAGAAGCCAACCGCCUCAUCCGUCUCUACGACUCACUCCAGGCUCCGUGUGCAAGGCUGGAGAGUAGCAGUUGACCACACGGCACCUUUUUCUGUGCUGGUUUUCUCACCAAAGACCAAGAAACAAGUUAAACUAAUUAAACAAGUUAAACUAAUUAAAACAAUUAUUUUACUUAGUCUGA
Messenger RNA from Crotalus tigris (Tiger rattlesnake), 1680 nucleotides. It is a transcript of the gene PAOX, whose product is annotated as polyamine oxidase. Lineage: Eukaryota; Metazoa; Chordata; Lepidosauria; Squamata; Viperidae. Gene Ontology annotation, molecular function: polyamine oxidase activity. The record is from RefSeq and is a predicted model, not a curated record. Bases 29 to 1573 code for a protein of 514 amino acids. The transcript is spliced from 7 exons.